AUGACGCAGGGCAAGCUAAAAAAUUUGUGCGGCAACCAUCCAAGCGCCAGCGAAAGCGUGGAGUACAGUGGUGGCGGCGGUGGCGGGUUCCCCAAGCGAAGCGGCAAAGUGUUCCUUGUCGUCGGCCUGAUGUCUGUCGUCGUCGUCGUGAUCGUCUUCCUGAUCGUCGGCUUCAUCAGCUACCGCGACGCCGCAACGGCGCAAGCGCGCAAUGCCGGCCCUGUGGCGCUGACCGCGGGCAAUGCGGUGACCUGCGCGAACCCGUGUCGCAGUCCGCACUUCUUCUGCCACCCGGCCUCGGAGAAGGACGAGAAGGGAUGCUUCGAGCCAGGAUGCGCCUGCUUUCCGGAGCACUGCCACAAGCGGUGUCCACCUAAUCAGGAGUGUGCCCUCGGUUCGCCAGUAGACUACAGGGGAUGCUUCAGGCCCAACUGCAAAUGCGAAUCCAUCAGCUCUGUCUCGCCGGCCAGUAACUGUACCUCCGUCUGUCCUCUUGGUGAGAGGUGUCGUUUCGAUGCCCCUGUAGAUGCUCAAGGUUGUCCUCUCCCAGGAUGCGUUUGUGAACCCGACUGCACGUCACCAUGUCCAUUGGGAAAGCGAUGUCGACCAGGCUCACCAGUCAACGCGAAGGGAUGCUUCAGGCCGGGCUGCAUAUGUGAUCCGGACUGCGUACCUCGUUGCUUUGCCGGUCUUGAGUGCGCGCCCUCUUCAGCAAAGGACCUCCACGGCUGCUUCCUCCCUGGUUGCGUGUGCGAACUCCCCAAUAAAUCCGGGUACAGACAGCGAGGCAUGAACAGAUGCAUCUCUCCUUGCCCAUUCCGUAAGGAAUGCAUAGAAAACUCGACCAGGGAUGAACGAGGCUGCUUUCAACGAGGUUGCACCUGCGAGGUGAAGUGUUCACAGCGGUGUCCACUGGGAUAUCGCUGCCGACCGGGUUCCCCGAAAGACAUCGAAGGCUGCUUCCUCUAUGGAUGCAUGUGUGAGCCUGUUCCUGCUGUUCCAGCGUCAUCAAACACCUCCGGAAGCGGAGCUCCAAGAGGAAGCCUGUGGCCGCUAGGAGAUGACAAAGCACUUCCCAUCGGCGUCGAUCAAGACAACUACAACUCUUCGUCAGACUUCCAUGACAACCAUCUGAGUAUUCCGCUCGUUCCUCCGCAAGGACGUGCCAAUCACCACGCCGGUGGGAGUGGGCGCGAACCCAGACCAAAAGAGAGCCCCAACGCAGUCAAUGCGCCUUCGGGCUCUACAAACAUCUUCUUGGAUUUCAACAAGCCAUCGUUCGGCCCUACAAGUCCCGAAGAACACUCAAGAGGCGUCAGUGCAAUCGACGCGAAAGAUGCGACGAUACAUCACAGCAACGCCAGCUCUUCAACGCCGAGUCAUCGUCCUACCCAGCUCCUCAAGGUUGACAACGCAUCAGCGACCGCGUCAAUAAGCCAGAGUAGAGAGGUGACAUCUGCUGAAACGCUGCCGGCGGUCAGCGGAGACGUGUCCAGCGGGUCUGUAACCGGUACCAGCACUAACAACGGCCCCAGGGCUGAAAACACAUCGUCCCCGUCGGACGAACAAACCGACGACGAUGAUGAUGACGACGACGCCGUCCCAGGCAACGCCGGCUCGGGAGGUACGGACGGCGACAGCGCGCAAAACGUGACGCUGGGAGGACGGGACGACUCGGAGAGUUCGAAACAUGGGAAGCCUGACGAUUCUGGGGCGACUGAGGGCGAACAGGGCUCGCCCACUCAAGGGCAAGAUUCAACAUCGAAGACCGCUGAAGACACGCUGCAAGCCAGCGCAUCAACAACUCCAAGCCAGCAGGCAAUAGAAGGCCACGUCUCGUCUACCAGAGUGGAUCACUCAGCGUCCGCUUCUGAUGCCACUGGUGAAGUAACCGCAGGAGAUCAGCACAGCACUUCCCGCUGACGGCAACAAACGAUGGGGUCCACAAAUAAAAGGCGUCC
Molecule: messenger RNA, 1961 nt
Organism: Dermacentor silvarum
Lineage: Eukaryota; Metazoa; Arthropoda; Arachnida; Ixodida; Ixodidae
Exons: 14
Coding region: 1-1923 (640 amino acids)
Source: RefSeq, a predicted model, not a curated record